Bradysia coprophila is the source of this 1017-nucleotide messenger RNA. RefSeq lists its product as uncharacterized. Lineage: Eukaryota; Metazoa; Arthropoda; Insecta; Diptera; Sciaridae. The record is from RefSeq and is a predicted model, not a curated record.
UAGACUUUAUUUGCAUUGAGAAUGUUUAGUAAAUAGGAUUGACUAGGACUAAACAAAGCGCUAUUGUAAUGUACCGAAUCAACAUUUAUCUCCCUUAAUCAAAAUUUCUAUUUAAAUUCAGCUGUAAACAAAAAUGUCGAGAAACGCCAGCAGCCAUCAACCAAAUGUAUGCAUAUAUGCAGUUGUGGACGUCAGUGGAAGCAUGCAAGGUUCAAAAAUAGGAUCUGUGUGUACCACAAUAAAAGAUAUGUUCAACACAUGGCCCGAUUCAGUUUUAUUUGAUUUGACGUUAUUCAAUGAUAAAGCGGAAAAAAUAUUCACUGCCCUAAAAUCAAAAUUACAAAUUCACGAAAUUGUUCGAAAAAUUCAAGAUAAAUGUGCAUAUGGAGGAGGCACUGCACUGUAUGAUGCGUGGGGAGAUAUGCUUACAUCUAUUCCUGAUGCAGUUUUGGCGAGUGAGGAAACUCAAAUUUUUAUCCUGACUGACGGUGAAGACAAUAUGUCUAGCAGAUAUACACUAAAUGAUGUUUUGGAGUUGACUAAGAGACGUAUAUCCAGUAAUGCUCAAUUCACAUUGAUUGAUGUCGGCAAAUCAAAUAUCCAUUUGACGAAUUCCAUCAAUAGUGUUGGAAAAAGUCAAAUGCAAGCAAUGAACGUUGACAACAGUGCAAGUGGUAUUAAAACGGCUCUACAAUCUGUUAACAGUAACAUACUAACAUCAAUACGAUCAACGCAACUACCAAAAUCGAAUCCAAUCGAUAAUCGAAAACUCACCACCCCUUCGGCAGUAACUGCUACCAUUCAAUCCCAACAUCCAUUGUUGAGUACGGUUAGAAAAGCACCAACUACUUCGGUGACACCUAAGUUAGCACAUUCAUCUACUAACGAUGCAACUACUUCAAAGAAAAUGACAUCUUUAACUGCAAAUAAAACAUCACAUCCUACCGACUCCAAUGUAUCAUAUGUGUUGAAGUAGGAAAGGCUUGGUAACAACGACUAAGGAAUUGAGUACUUUUC